CCUCUCUCUCCUCUCUCACUGCACUUUUUUCUAUUAUCUAGAGCUGAAUUUCCUCUUUUCAUACCCUCCUCCAUUCUUGGAAAUGUCGACAAAACGAACGCCGUCCGUCGGGCAAUAUUCCUAUAGCCGGAAUGAGCAGCGUCGGCAUGACCGCGUCGUCGUCCUCGUCGUCCUUCACAGAAGCACCGUGCAACCCCAGCCAGCAGCCACCACCAUUCCACCAGGCUGAAAGCAUGAACAUGACGCCGUUCAUGACAAACGCAAACUACCGCAUUAUCUCGCCUGUGAUGCCAGGGCUCCCUGCGUGGAUGUCGCCCACAUCAGUGUCUCGCACGUAUUUCCCUGCCACGCUGGCGAAAGACGUAGAGGCAGAGGAGGACAUGGGCAUGUGCGGCGGGUACGAUGGCGUGGUGGACGGACAGGGAUUGCGUACCGAGUAUGACGUGUUGCCUUACGAGAUCCACGCAUGGUCGAGCCAUUCGGCCAAUUUCCUGCCACAUAACAUUCAGGUGGAUCGACCGCACGACCAGGCGUCGAGGUGGUCGACCAAUGCCAACAACCACCGGCAAUACAUCACGCUGCGGACUCGAGCAUCCAGCGCUUGUCACCUCUGCUCUUGGGCUCUUCUAGGAUCGAUAAAAUUCGGCAAGUUCCACAAGACCCAUGUAUGCAACCUCAAGGAGUUCAAGGUCUUUGGCGGCAUGAACCAGGACACCAUGACCGAGCUGCUCUACAGCGGACUACGCAACGACAACGAGCCCGAGACAAUAUCGGUCAAGCAGAGGCUUAGUGGAUAUUACAUUCCGUGCCAGUACAUCAAGAUCCAGCCGUUGCUAGCACACGACCAAAAGUUCAACUUCAGUGUUUGGUACGUGGAGUUGCGCGGAACCAUGGAUCCUCAGAUUAUGCAGCCCAUCAUCCGUGACUUUGAGCAGCUAAAGGAGCGCGAGGUGGUCAGAUCGUGCCUCAAGUUCUUCCGCGAACGCAACUACACCGACGCCUUCAAGGCCCUGCAGCAGCAGUCAAACGUGCAGUUUGAGACUCCGCUUCUGACACAGCUGCACGAGGCCCUGGUUGACAAAGCCGACUAUGAUCGUGCUGAGCAGCUUCUCCAGCGCGCUGAGCAGUCAGGCAUCUUUGGCACCUGCAUUGCCAAGAUUCCGUACCGGGCCAAGUGGGGUACGGCCGCGGAUCCGGAGCUGUAUCCAUGCCCAUCGCCGCGCGGCGGCCACCAGAUGUGCGUGGACUCCGAGAACCGCGAAGCAUAUCUGUACGGCGGGUGGGAUGGCGCCAACAACAUGGGCGAUCUGUGGGUGUUCAAGAUGGACACAGGCCGGUGGACGUGCAUCAGCAGCAACACGCGGGACCAUGGCGGACCUGGCCCAUGCUCGUGCCACUCGAUGUGCUUUGACAGCGUCACAAAGUGCCUCUACAUCAUGGGGCGCUACGUCGAGCACGAGCACCGAGCCAACAUCGGCCUGGAAAACGACCUGUACUGCUAUGACACAAUCCGUGACGAAACACAGGAGGUCCUUGGCGGGCCCAAGCUGGUGUUUGAUGCGCAGAUGGUGUUCGAUCCGCGGUUCUCGAGCAUCUACGUGUACGGCGGUAAGGUCCUGCAGCCAAACAACAGCGACACUGACUAUGUGUAUAGCGGACUGUACAAGUUUGAUCUGCGCCGGCAUGCCUGGACCAUGCUCAAACCCGACGCCCACAUGCAUGACAAGGACCAGCAUGUGCGUGGCAGGUACUUCCACUCGAUGACGAUUGAUCCGCAGCUGCAGCGCCUGUAUGUCGUGUCCAGCAAGCGCGACGUGGCGACGCCCGGCGAUCUGUUCAUCUACGAUAUUGCCAGCAACACGUUCUACGAACGCACUCAGGACCUGAUGGCCACAUGGGGCACGAGGCAGCCAGCAACGCAGCAGCGGUACCUCGCCGAACACCCGCACUAUACCACGGGAAUGGAGCCGCAGCGUACGGCGCUGAUGGCGCCCGAGGCCAGCGAGAUCCACCCGCACCACGUCCACCUGGUGCAGGACGGCCGCUCGGUCAUGACCACUCUGGACACUGAGCGUCAGGAGCUCUACGUGAUGGCGUCGGUGCAAAACGAGAGCAGCAGUGCGCUGCCCUUGCAGUCGAUGAUGUCGAUGCGCAGCCGCGACGUCAUGGGGACAGCGGAGCUGCAUGCUGCCCAGGGCGCCUAUGCGUCGUACUCGUCGGGCGCCGGCUUCCUGCCAUGCUCCAGCAUCAUGGACUCGGGCGUGCGGUACACUGUGUCGCCGACAAUGUCGACCAUGCGCCCCAAAUCUAGCCGCAGAGAUAACCAGCGCAAGGCUGUCGAGGAGUGCGUCCUGAUGGUCGUGCUAUGCUAUCAUAUCCCUACAGAGACGUGGACAGAGGUGUACCAUUCGGCACGCAGCCCUGCAGCACUCGGAAUGGCUCCCGGCUCAUACCCGUCGGCACGGUUUGCCCAAGACUGGGUAUAUGACCGGCAGACACGCAAGCACUUCAUGUUUGGCGGCAACCCGAACUGGCCAACCAACAAGAGCGCCCGCUUCAACGAUACAUGGGAGAUGAGCAUGAUGAGACCCAGCCCCCAGGACAUUCUGCGCCGUGCCCUCUACCUGGUACGCCAGCGUCGCUACCUUGACAUGUGUGCAGGCUUGGCAAGCCAGCGCCAGCCCAACUGUGUGGACGAGAUCAAGGCGUCGGCCAUCCCAAGCCCGAAUCUGAUGGACGAGAAGCCAGAGCCAAUCCCUGGCCUUGGAAUGACUGUUUCUGGUCCGCCCACUGCAUCGACAUCAAAGGGAGGCACAGCCCAGGCGCUGGCAUAUCUGCAGCAGUGCGUUUCGCCGCUGGUAAACCACUCGGAUCCCAGCGAGAGUCACUCAUUCCGCGCACUGAGCACGGCGCUGUUCCAGAUCUCAGCGAACCAGAGUGUGGUCAAGCCGGCGCCCUCACACGAGCUGCUGCGCAAAGAAAGGGCUGAUGUCUACAAUGCACUGCUGUUCUACUUCCCAGAGAGUGGGCGGCAGCCAGACUCGCAGCUAGAUGAGCUGGUCCCGAUGGUCCUAGACUGAAGCCCGUUAUAGUCAUAAUUUAAAAAAAAAAAGACUGCUCUACCUUUUAUUAAGAACUCUCUACAUCCUCAU
Linderina pennispora is the source of this 3152-nucleotide messenger RNA. RefSeq lists its product as uncharacterized. The record is from RefSeq and is a predicted model, not a curated record. Gene Ontology annotation, cellular component: cytoplasm. Gene Ontology annotation, molecular function: protein binding. The transcript is spliced from 6 exons. NCBI's taxonomy places the organism in Eukaryota, Fungi, Kickxellomycota, Kickxellomycetes, Kickxellales, Kickxellaceae. The coding region runs from base 132 to 3080 and encodes 982 amino acids.